GUUAUCCGCUCGGGGCGCCGCUGCCACCGCCGCCUCACGAGCACAGGCGCCUCAGCCCCGGUCCGCGCCCCGCCCGCCCACCGGGCCUCCGCCCAGCCUUCGCCCGCCGCCAGCCGCCCGCCGCCAGUCGCGCAUGGGGCGUGCCCCCGGGUCCGCGGCCGACGGCCGCUGAGCGCCGGCCGCCCCGCCGAUGCGCGCGGCCUCCCGCGCCGAGGCGCCCAGGCCGCGCCGGGCCCGGGGCUGAGGCCACCCGCGCGGCAUGUCUGGCCCGGCCCGCUGCCCGCCGCCGCCCACGGCCGGAGUCGGCGCGGUCCGCACCGAGCCCGGCGGUGCCGCGUAGCGCAGCGGCAGCGGAGCGGGAGCCCGACGGCGCGGCCGCAAGGUCACCGCGCGCCAUGGAGGCCAAGGUCCGCCAGAGCCGGCGCUCGCGCGCGCAGCGGGACCGCGGCCGGCGCCGGGAGGCGGCCCGCGACGCCCGCGACCAGAGCGCGUCGUCGGGGGACGAACCCGAGCCCGGGCCCGGCAAGGAGAACACGGGCCUGCCCCGCGCGCCCCCGCCCCGCGCCGCCGCCGCGCGCCCCCCGCGCCGCCGCCGCCGCGAGUCCAGCUCGCAGGAGGAAGAGGUCAUCGAUGGCUUCGCCAUCGCCAGCUUCAGCACGCUGGAGGCCUUGGAGAAGGACAUGGCCCUGAAGCCACAUGAGCGGAAGGAGAAGUGGGAACGUCGCCUUGUCAAGAAGCCCCGUGAAUCAGAAAACUGCCCGACUGCAGAGCCUGGUGAGAACGGGCGGCCCCUGGAGGCAGGCAGCUCCGAGCAGGACCUGGAGCCCACCUGCGACCGAGGGGAGAAGAAGGCCCCGCUGCAGCCCACCAAGCAGAUGAAGGUCACAGUGUCCAGAGGGGGCGACCACAACAGUGACGGCGACAGCGUCCGAGAAGCCACCAGCUCCCGGAGGAGCAGUUCUCGGGACCAGCUCAGUGACAGCUCGGCGCAGGCGGUCUCAGGCAGAGGUUACUCCUGCGACAGCGAGAGCGACGGGGAUGACAAGGCGUCUGUGGGCUCCGAGAAGCUCUUUGCCCCGGCAGCCGAUAAAGGACCCACGCUGGGCGAGAAGUCCGAGGCCAAGGCCGGGGCGGAGCCCAAAGUCUCGGGCCUGGAGCGCAGCCGCGAGCUGAGCACCGAGCCGCCCUUCCUGCCCCCUGUGCGCAGCCCCGCGCCGGUCCUGCCCUCCGCCGGCCCCGCGCCCGGCGCCCCGUCCAGCCCACCCGUCAAGAAGGAAGCCCCGGGCCUGCCCCGCCUCACGCCACAGCCGCCGCCCGCGCCCUUGCAGACCCGGGCCUCCCUCCCGACGCACGUGCCUCUCCCCCCGGGCGCCUUCCCGGGCCCCGGCGCGGCAGCGCACAACGGCCUGCACAGCCUCAGCAGGAGCAGCAGCGCCAGCAGCGGCGCCAGCCUGGGGCUCGCGAAGCACGCGUCCCUGUCGCCUCACGGGCCGGGCCCCCACCUCUCUACCUCACACUUGGCGCUCCGCUCGCAGGCCCAGCACCAGCACCACGCGGCGGCCAUGUUCGCCGCGCCCCCGACACUGCCCCCGCCCCCGGCGCUGCCGGCCAACAGCCUGGUCAUCCCAGGACACCCCGCCGAUGCCAGCCUGUUGAUCUCAUUCAGCCAGCCAAUCAUGUAUUGCCAGCCUCAUUCGGGGAUUCUGAUUGGUACUUGGUCACAGGCACCUCUCUUACCUCCACCCUGGGGCCCGCACGUAGCGAGCGGCCACCACGGCUUGGCCUGCCGAAACCGGGAGUGCCAGCAGGUGACUAUCCGCCUCGCCCCGCCGGGAGCCCGCGGCCGACGUGCCUCUCUGUCUCUCUGUUUUUCUCUUGUAGAUCACGAGCUGCUCAGGCAAGAGCUGAACGCGCGUUUUCUGGUCCAGAGCGCCCCCCUGGGCCCGGGAGCUCUGCUGCGGGCGGAGUUCCACCAGCACCAACACACACACCAGCACACACACCAGCACCAACACACAUUCGCCCCCUUCCCUGCCGGGCCGCCCCCGACGCCGCUCCUGCCGCCUGCCGCACCCCCGCCGUUUGACAAGUACACGCCCAAGCUGGACAGUCCCUACUUCCGACAUUCCAACUUUUUCCCGCCCUUCCCUCCAGCCGUCCCAGGACUGCCCGCCCUGCUCCCACACCCAGGUCCCUUUGGAUCCCUGCAGGGUGCUUUUCAGCCCAAGACUUCAAACCCACUCGAGCUAACAGGCCAGGCCAGUGCUGUUAACACCCUCCUACAGAAAGCCCCCGGGGUGUCAGACCCAUACCGGACAGCAGUCAGGAAGCCCGGGAAGUGGUGUGCUGUGCACGUGCAGAUCGCCUGGCAGAUCUACCACCAUCAGCAGAAGAUAAAGAUGCAGCUGGGCCCUCACAAACUGGACACGGGCGCCAAGCUGGACUUGUUCAGCAGACCCCCUGCCCCGGGCGUGUUCACCGGAUUCCACUACCCGCAGGACCUGGCCCGGCCCCUCCUCUCCAGCUCAGGUGCUGCCCAUCCCACCACCAACCUGUUCGGACCCUCAGCGCAUCCUGGCAGCUUCCUGCCCACUGGUCACUUGACGGACCCUUUCAGCAGAUCAAGCACCUUCGGGGGCCUGGGGAGCCUGGGCAGCAACGCCUUCGGAGGCUUGGGCAGCCACGCGCUGACAACCCGGCCUCACGCUCCCACCGCCACCCACCCCCCAGCUCCCGGUGGCAGCCUCUUUGCCCCCAAGGAGGGCCCCACGCUGCACGGCCUGCCCAGCCCCCGCGAGGCCUGGAACCGGCUGCACCGGGCGCCGCCCUCGUUUCCCACGCCACCCCCGUGGCCUAAGCCUGUAGACGCCGAGCAGGUCUCAGCCCUGACCAACCACGACCGAGAGCUGGACAAGAGCAGGGAGGAGCGGGACCUCCUGGAGAAGACGCGCCUGCUGAGCCGGACCUCGCCCGUGGCCGCCGUGGGCCACCUGGGCAGUGGCCUCCUGCUCCGCGGCCAGGGCGAGCCGGGCCGGCCCGGGGUGCCUGCCGAGCGCGAGGCCGAGCCCCGCGUCAAGGAGAGCCGCUCCCCACCCCGGGAGGACAGCGCCAAGCCCAGCAAGGCGGCCCUGGGGGACGGCCUGCGCCUGGCGGGCCUCCUGGGCCGUGAGCCGGCGAAGCCGCUCGAGGCGGCGGCCGAGCGGCCCCAGAGCGACGUGAAGGUCAAGGAGGAGCGCGGGGAGGACGGCGACGCGCCCCCGCAGCCCGGCCCGGGCCUCGCGGGACGCGAGCGCCCAGCUUUCGCCUGGGAGCCGCCGCGGGAGGCCUACCGCGGCCCCGAGCCGCCCCGCCGCGCCCCGCUCGCCCCGGGCCCCGCCGCCCUCCUCGAGCCGCCCGAGCGCCCCUACCGCGACCGCGAGCCGCACGACUACAGCCCCGAGCGCUUGAGGGAAGCGCGCCGCGACGAGCUGGAGCGCGCCCGGGCCGCGCACCUGGACGGCGCGGCGCUGCUGCCCAACCUGGGCGCCCUGCACUACCCGCGCCUCGCGCCGGCCGCCGCCGCGCUGCACAACGGGCUCCUGGCGCGGACCCCGCCGGCCGCCGCCGCCUCGCUCGGCGCGCCGCCCCCGCUGGUGGCCGCGGCCGGGCCCCCCACGCCCCCGGGGCCGCCGCGGAGCAGGACUACGCCGCUCGGGGCCCGCGCGCCCGGCGAGGCCCGCGACUACUCCCCGUCGCGCAACCCCCAGGAGGUAGAGGCGCGGUAGUGGCCGCGGGGCCGCGCUUGCCGCGCCUGCGAAGGUUCCUCCACGAACGAACGCACUGCUGUCGACUAACCUAAACGUCUGUUUCUAGAACUUAAGCACAGUUCCAUCGGUCCUGGGGCGAUGCUCGCUCUUCCACUCGCAGCCUGCGGAGUUGGGGGUGUCAUACACAGCUCUUCUGGGGGUGGUCUUUUGUUUUCCGAGCUUGAGAUGAGGCUACUGGAAAAAAAAUUCAAGUUUGUACCUUUUUUCCCACAGGUGAGAAGCGUUUUUAAUAGAUUUGUAUUUUUUUCAACUUUGUGCUCUUUAGACAUUUAAAUGAAACAAAAAAGACUUGCUUUUUAACUUUUAGUUUGCUUUUGCGAUUUAAUGGCCUCAGAGCCCCAGGGGUUUUUUUUGUCUUAUUUAUGGAGAAGAAAACGGUCAUUUUGUCCAGCGCACUGUGAGGUCCCCACUCAGGCCCGGCCCUGGCCCUCCCUUGGUACUUGGAACCGAAGUUACAGAUAUAUAUUAAGAUAAUUAAUAAUGUACAAAACUUUAUUUGCCUUAUUAUGCAGAAGUGUAGAAGGGUUUCUUUUUCGGUUUGUUUUUUUAAAAAAAACACAGUGUAAAUAGUCUGUUAAUAUAAAUAUAUGAUGUUAUUAAAUUCUUAAUUUAGGUAGACUUUAUAAAAACGGUUUCUAGAAACUCCUCUGGUUAUCUGUUUAACGUGGUCACAAAAACCCACCCGCUGUCAGUUGGAAAUGCCCUCAGACGUUUAACUGCAGCACCGUCCUUCAACUAUGCAAGCGCUCAGGGCGGCCGGGCCGCCGGGGGGACCACGGAGCGGCCCUGGGACGUGUGUGCACCUUGUGCUGACUGUGCAGUGUCCUCGGGAUCCACCCCAGACAAGUAGGGUUUGGGAGGUGAAAAGGCUAAAGGCACAAAAGAAAUAACUUCUCUUCUCACGGAGGACAUCAGCAGACGUUUGUCUCAUGUUUUCCCACCGGCCAAGGCCUUGGCAUGAUUUCCUUUUGGUUUCAGUCUUACUUUCAUAACCCCGUGAAUGUCACCAUGCCUUGUCGUCAGCGUACCUUGUUUCCUGGCAUCCACACCUGUGUCCUCGGCGUUUGAGCCUUGGUUCGGCCAUCUGUAGCUGUUUGCUUUCUUCGGUUCUGUAUCUUCAACCCUGUGUUUCCACUGUAGACUCCGGUUAUUUUAAACAUUCUGUUCUCACAUCAACCAAUGAAGGUAAAUACAGCCUUGAUUUUGGAUGGA
Molecule: messenger RNA, 5018 nt
Organism: Orcinus orca (killer whale)
Lineage: Eukaryota; Metazoa; Chordata; Mammalia; Artiodactyla; Delphinidae
Gene: FBRSL1
Product: fibrosin like 1
Exons: 19
Coding region: 396-3764 (1122 amino acids)
Source: RefSeq, a predicted model, not a curated record